AUGUCCAUCACGGACCUGCCAGUCGAGUUGUUGUCUAAGGUCUGUAGCCAUCUACAGCCCUCUGAGUGGCAAGAACUCAGAUUAUCAUGUCGCACCUUGUACAAAUCAUCAUUCGCGGAAUUCACUGCUUGCUUCUUUGAAAGAAUUCACUUCAUCGUGACAAGCGAUAGCCUUGGGGAAUUGGAAGCCCUCGCCAGAAUAGAUGGUAUUCGGGAACGAGUUCACGAGUUGUGGAUGAUUCCCUCCGUGUUUGAUGGCUCCCAUGCGGCAGACGAACAUGCUAUUUCCGAAUUUGCCGUGUCAUCGAAAAGUUGUCAGUCGGUAUCUGGCGAGGAACUUAAGGCUCGGUUUUCAACAUACAAAGCCUUAGUUGCGGACAAUUCAAGCCUUCUAGAGUCGGAGACUUUUAGCACGCGCCUGCGUGGGUGCUUAGGAAAAUUCGAUAACCUUGACACGAUCGGACUUGCACAUUAUUCGACAAGCUUCUUACUCGACCCACGACAAGAAAAAGUUCGAUUUCUUGGCUGGCGCCGCCUUAUCAAUCAAAUCGACUUCCGAUUCGGGAGUAAGAACCUCCAGCCGCUUCAUGGUAGCGGAAGUGUAAUGGGCAAGGUUAAUUCUCUAGCCGCUUCGAGGCUCUUACAAGCACUAAACGGGUCCAAUUGUAGGAUCAGGAAGUUACAGACUUGUAAUCCUGAUUAUUGUGGUAAUAUUGGCCCAGAAAUACUUCUCGCAGAAGAACAAUAUAGCUCUGUUCUAUCCGCUUUGGAUGAUUUAGAGGACCUCCAUGUUUGCACAGCUUUCCGAACCACAAAACCAGUUCAUAUUAUGGAUACGAAUACACCGACUUGGGUCACCAUGCUUAUCCAUGUUGCUGCCCGCCUAGAAAGGCUGACUAUCUCGCAAGACUAUUUCUUUGGAGAGCUUUCUAGCAAAAUCCAAUUUGAUAGCCUGAAAGAGCUCCAUCUGCAUAAGACUUGGAUCAAUUCCGAGGAUUUAAAAUCAUUUCUUAUGAAAGCCAAGAAAACCCUCACUUUUUUCACACUAUUUGAGGUAAUCAUGGAAGGCAUCUCGCCAUUAUCAUUGCCGGACCAUUCAUCACUUUGGUAUUCGCCAACCCCAAAAUGGCUUUUGCAUUCUUCAAUUCCGCCUUCUACGACCUCAACCUCAACAGCCUAUAUUCCAACAUCCUCUACCUACACUCCAACAUCCUCCGCCUAUAACCCAACUUCGCCCUAUAGUCCGACCUCAACAGCCUUCACUCCAACCCCAAUAGCAAACACUUCAGUCUCAACUCCAUAUUAUGCCCAACCAGCUAGGCAAGUACUACCCAGACAAGAUUACACCCCUUCGGCCCUUUACAUACCCCCUACAGAUCAUGAAGAUGCUCUUUGGAAGUCUAUUUGGAACUUUUUCGGUGAAAACCUAUCGCUACAGAGGUUCUCCAUAGCAAAGGUCGCAGACGGUACCCGUCAGAUCUCUAUCCAAAGGACGGAUGGCUUAAUCAAGCCCAGUGAAAAUGCUAUCUUUGAUGCUGAAACUGCUGGAAUGUCGUUCCAUCAAUGGAUCGACCAAUUUACCCCGAUGCAUUUACUGGAUUCGCCUAGUCCUACAGUAUGGCCCGAUAACGAUCAAAAGGCAUGGUUUAACAGAAUGAUGCAUGCAAACAGCAGCUCCGUGAGCCCUGCCAUGUGUGACUGUGAAAAUGCAGCUAGAGGAUGCGAUUUUGGAUGCGAGUAUGAGAAAUUGAUACUAUAA
Messenger RNA from Penicillium pulvis, 1758 nucleotides. RefSeq lists its product as uncharacterized. The transcript has 2 exons. The record is from RefSeq and is a predicted model, not a curated record. Gene Ontology annotation, molecular function: protein binding. Lineage: Eukaryota; Fungi; Ascomycota; Eurotiomycetes; Eurotiales; Aspergillaceae. Bases 1 to 1758 code for a protein of 585 amino acids.